GAGCUUCCAGGCUGUCCACACGUGCUUGUCACGGUGUAGCCGGUUAGCUGCUGUGCAGAACCAUGGCGGCUGAAAAAGGAGGCCGGGGGAGCGUCUUAUUCACCGGGUACCGCUCUCUGGGCAUGUACAGCAACCACAUAGCUCAUGUAGUGCGGUACCACAAGAAGCACAAGGAGUUUUACCUGGUCACCGCGGUGGGGAAGAGUUUCCUCACUUACAAUGUUAAUAGACUCGGCCAAGUUGCUGUCAGCAAUGCUCUUCCAGAAAACAUUAGUUGUCUUGCUGCGGACCGAAUGCUGGUGUUUGCGUCUCAUGGAAAUCUCCUUAAAGCAUUUGCUAGGAACAAAGAGGUUUUCCACACAUACAAAGGCCAUGAUGCAGAAAUUCAUCUGGUGCUGCCUUUUGGUGAUCAUGUAAUAUCUGUUGAUACCAGUAAUACUGUCAUCAUUUGGGAUGUCCAAUCACAAGAGGAAUAUUUACAGCUGAAUUUUGACAAGAGCAGUUUUGAUAUUUCUGCAAUCAUGCAUCCGAGCACAUACAUGAAUAAGGUCCUCCUGGGAAGUCAGCAGGGCUCUCUUCAGUUGUGGAAUGUGAAAUCCAACAAACUUUUGUUCAGCUUUCCUGGCUGGAAAAUGGGAGUCACUGUUCUGCAGCAGGCUCCUGCUGUGGAUGUUGUGGCUGUUGGCUUGACUAGUGGUAAAAUUGUUAUACACAACAUUAAGUUUGAUGAAACAUUAAUGACUUUUCAGCAAGACUGGGGUCCGAUCACUGCAAUAUCCUUUCGCACAGAUGGACAUCCAAUAAUGGCAGCUGGAAGCCCCAUUGGCCACAUUGGGCUUUGGGAUCUGGAAGAAAAGAAGCUGAUGAGCCAGAUGAGGGAGGCUCAUUCAACUGCUAUUGCUGGCUUAACAUAUGUUCAUGGAGAACCCCUUCUCAUAACCAAUGGUGCUGACAAUGCCAUACGGGUAUGGAUGUUUGAUGGCCCUGGAGGCCAAGGCCGUUUGCUUAGGUUCCGCCUUGGUCACAGUGCUCCACCCACUUUCAUUCGCCACCAUGGACAGGAUGGACAACAUAUCCUUAGUGCAGGACAAGAUGGAGCCAUGCAUUCAUUCUCCACAGUUCAUGACAGAUACAGUAAAAGCCUUGGUCAUGGAUCAGUAGAUAAAGCCAAAGCAAGGAAAGUUGGACUUCGCUGCAAAUCCCUAAGACUGCCUCCUGUCGUAUCAUUUGCAUCUGAAACUGCACGGCAGAGCGACUGGGAUGGGAUUAUUGCAUGUCACCAACAGAAGUUAUUCUGCACUACAUGGAACUUUGUUAGAUCUACUAUGGGGACCCACAAACUAAAGCCCCCAAAUCUAUUGAAAAAUAAAAACAAAGUUAUACACGCCACAGCUGUAGAAAUCACAAGCUGUGGUAACUUUGUAGUGAUUGGGCUGUCAGCUGGAAAUGUGGACCUAUAUAACAUCCAGUCUGGUAUUCACAGAGGAUGUUACGGGAAAGAAAGAGCUCAUGAUGGCGCCAUUAGGGGAGUAGUAGUUGAUGGUUUAAACCAGAUGACAAUCACAGCGGGAAGUGACAAACUCAUAAAAUUUUGGAAGUUUAAGUCCAAACAGUUGAUGCACACAGUAGAUAUCACAGUCUCUCCUACAUCCAUCAUGCUCCAUAGAGAGAGCGGUAUGUUGGCAGUCGCCCUGGAUGACUUCACCAUUAAGGUUUUUGAUAUUGAAACUUGCAAACUGGUGAGGCGGUUCCCAGGACACAAUGGAAAGAUAAAUGACAUGACGUACAGCCCUGAUGGCCGAUGGCUAAUGACUGCAUCUAUGGACUGUACUAUUAAAGUAUGGGAUUUCCCAUCUGGAUGCCUCAUAGACUGUUUUCUGUUGGAUUCACCUGCCAUGAGUCUCACAAUGUCCCCCACUGGAGACUACCUAUCAACUGCCCAUGUGGAUGACCUGGCUAUUUACCUGUGGUCAAACAAGUCUUUGUUCUCCUUGAUUUCCUUGCGCCCUCUUCCAUCAAACUAUGAGCCAAUUGCGGUGAUGCUUCCUGGUGCAGCCGAUGAGGUUGAGGAGGAUGUAAUUGAGGUUGAAGAUGCCAGUGAGGACAUGAUGGAAUAUGAAUCGCCUGAACAGCUCGGAGAACAGUUGGUGACCCUUUCGCUCUUACCUGAGUCAAGGUGGAAGAACCUCUUAAACCUGGAUGUCAUCAAGAGAAGAAACAAACCUAAAGAACCUCCAAAACUCCCAAAGUCUGCACCUUUCUUCAUUCCUACCCUACCUGGACUUGUCCCACGUUUUGGUUCUGAAGCACAGGAUGAAUCGCCUCAAUCCAAAAUCGUGAAUCUUGGAGUUCUCGAACAGAAAUCUGCUUUCUGUGUCCAGCUUGAAGAAUCACUUGAGCAUAACAACUAUGACGUUCCACUAAAAACUAUAAAAGAUUUGGGACCUUCCGCCAUUGAAACAGAGAUACGGAAUCUGGCUCCAGAAGGUGGUGGUUCUGUAGAGGUGAUGCAGAGUUUCUUAAAGAUGAUUGGGAGGAUGCUGGAAACUAAACUAGAUUUUGAGCUAGCCCAGGCAUACCUUGCUCUGUUCCUAAAGAUUCACCUGAGGUUUAUCUCCUCACAAGCAACAUUAUUAGAAGACAUUUCCACGUUGUCAGCAAGUCUGGAGGAAACCUGGCUUCACAUGCAGACUCUGUUUAACCAGAGCUUGUGUGUGCUAAACUACAUGAAAAGUGCUUUAUUGUAAAACCAUCAGAUUGCAUGAAAAAGGUUUAGAAAUGUUUAUCUUUUUUGCUAGUGCAAAGAUUUGUGGAACAAACUUUGUGUACAGGAGAAACAACUGCUCAUCUUAAGACAUUACUUUUUGUGCUGCUUGCAAAGACUCCUAAAUCUGUAUGCACUUAGCACACUGACCCAUUCAUUUCUAUGGAGUCAUGCAUACGUCAUUGUGUUUUGUGGAUCCCUGUGGCCGUUCUACAAAAUUAUAGAAGGGGCAUACAAGAAUAGCCCUUUCUAUUGAGCGGCGUGAGAAAAUGCAGAAUGCACACUGAAGGUAUCCAUAUUUUGCAGGCCAGAUUACGGACAUGGUCGAGUGCAAGCGCCGCUUGAGAAUUUCCAGCAUGUGGCCGAUGUGUGAGAAAAUAGACACUUGUGAUUGAAUGCAAAUAAGCCACAUUUGUCUACUUCUGGGAACAUUUACCGGUUAAGAGCCAUAUUCAGGAACUUUUACCCUAAGAAUGAAAUAUGGUCUGAAAAUACUGCUGUGUCAGCUUGUUAGAAGGGUGCUCUUCAAUUGGCAGAAAUGGAAUAGCAAUUUCCAAAGCAUUGUGAAUUGCUUUAAA
Molecule: messenger RNA, 3342 nt
Organism: Bufo bufo (common toad)
Lineage: Eukaryota; Metazoa; Chordata; Amphibia; Anura; Bufonidae
Gene: WDR36
Product: WD repeat domain 36
Exons: 23
Coding region: 63-2747 (894 amino acids)
Biological process (GO): rRNA processing
Cellular component (GO): small-subunit processome; Pwp2p-containing subcomplex of 90S preribosome
Molecular function (GO): protein binding
Source: RefSeq, a predicted model, not a curated record